This is a messenger RNA of Corythoichthys intestinalis (scribbled pipefish), 3001 nucleotides long. It is a transcript of the gene fbxo7, whose product is annotated as F-box protein 7. The transcript is spliced from 8 exons. Gene Ontology annotation, molecular function: protein kinase binding. The record is from RefSeq and is a predicted model, not a curated record. Gene Ontology annotation, biological process: positive regulation of autophagy of mitochondrion. Bases 907 to 2604 code for a protein of 565 amino acids. Lineage: Eukaryota; Metazoa; Chordata; Actinopteri; Syngnathiformes; Syngnathidae.
CAGCGCCGCCACGUUCCCGAUCUGUUUCAUGGCCGGAAGGAAGCCGCCCACACCUGAGGAAGGGGAAGGAACGCUCGCUCGUGAUAGAAUGACGCGAGGUACUCGCACCUACCUCCUCGACAUGCGUUCCGCAGUUCCUCAAACAUCAGCUUCUCCAGAGGGUCGUUGACGUAGAAGAUUCCUUCCACCUGGAAUCACGCGCAUAGCUGUCACAAUUGCACGGACGGCGUUUAUCCAUUUGAAGCCGAAACAAUAAACUCGUCACCGCCACUGAAUGAGUUCCUCCGCUUAAGUAAUAACGUGCUCAUUCCGUGUAAUAGCUGAAGCUAAGUCAAUGCAUGACGGCUAACUAGCUUGUCAACUAGCCGCGUUCGUCUCUUUUUACCUUCAUGUUGGGAACAAAACCCUUUUUAAUUCUCCAGCAGUUUGUGUCGAUCUUGUCCAGAUACUGCAACUCGUCGUUGUAAUUCCUACUCAUGAUUGUAGUUUGGUGCCGAUUCCAGUAAAACGGAUCACUCGAAAGCUCUGCCGAACACCGGGUGCAUUCAGUGCCCGGUGCGCUUCUCCGCAUGGGACGUCGGCCCGCCGGCCGGAAGCGUUUAUAUACUUGACAACACGGCAAAGUAGUUCAGGGAUUUUUUUAUAUUUAAAAAAAAAAAAUUUUUUUUUUUUUAAUUUAAAGAUACAUCUGCAGAAUUCGGUCGUCGUCUAUCGCGUUUUUUUGUAAAUGGUGUGUGGUUUUUAGUUUGCUGACGUCCAAAUAAAUGAGUCGGUAGUCGGCUUGACGUGUUCGGCGGCUGAGUUUCAAAACAAAAAGACGGAGCGGCUCCAAAGAAAGGAAUACCUCCUCGCUUCCACGCUUUAUUUUGAAAAGCGGAUGUUUUUGUUCCGAUACGGCGCCGCUCGAUGGAGGAAGAGUAUUCGGCAGCCGGCGGCAGGCAGGCAAACGUAACGUUUGGCAAAGCGUCGUCAAUAAGGAUGAAGCUGCGAGUUCGCGUCUGCAAGCAGACCAGCAAAGUGGACGCGCUCGGUCCCGAGUCCACUGUCGGGGAACUCAUGGAGCACAUACGUCACGUCCUGCUGCCCGGACACGGACUGGGGCCGGACGUGACCUUCGCCCUCUCUCUCGACGGCGCCGAGCUCCUCGCCGACACGGGUCAGAAGUUGUCGUCGUGCGGCGUCGUCCCGGGAGAUCUCGUCCGCGUCCUCCUCCCCGCCGCCGACGGAGGGCCCGACGCCGGAAGCCGCGCCGUGCCCGCCGACCGCGCGCGCCCCGGGGACGACCGGACCGGCGCCCGAACCGCCCCCGUCAUGACCCCCAGCCAGCCCCGCGGCGGCGCCCCCGCGGAGCCAGAGACGCUCGGCCGGGAGCCGACGCUGUGCGGCGAGGCCGGCGAAGGUCAGGCGCCGCGCUCGCUGGAGCUGCUGUACCGCGCCGCCGACCCGACCUGCCCCGCCGACGCCGUCGUGGUGGCCGCCCACCUCCUCAUGCUGGAGACGGGAUUCGCGCCGCAGAGCCACGAGGCCGAGCCGGCCGAGAUGCCGCCCGGGUGGCGCUCGUCCGGCGGCGCUUACAGACUUCAGUACACGCACGCGCUGUGCGAAAGGGCCACGGUCACAGUGGUGGCGGUGCCCAUGAGCCCCGUGCUGGUCAUCCAAGCCAUCCUGCAGCUGGCCGACAGCGCCAGCAUGGCGGCCAAAGUUUGCGUGGACCCCGCCGGCUACGUGACGGAGGCGUGGCCAGGUCAGUCCCGCCGAUCCGGCCGGCGUUCUCCUCGCCGAUACCUCGCGUCUUUUCCAGGAACCAGCGCGGCGGCCGCCUACACCGGUCUGAGUCGGCUGUCGCGAGUCUUCAAGGACCAGCUGGUCUACCCGCUGAUUGCCGCCACGAGGGAAGGUAAGGCACGCCCGCCGCCCUUCGGACGAUACGGCUUUCCUAUUCACGCCGAUCCAAAAACGACCGGCGCAAAUUGGACUCCACCGCGAGAGGGCGCCGUUAUCCGUAGCCGCCGAGACAACUUUCUCUUGCGGAGCGGCCGCAAUUUUUGCAAAAAGUCGUCGGCCGGCGGCGGCGGCUUUGACGCGUGGCGCCCGUGUUUUUGUCGUCCAGCGUUGCGUCUCCCGGCGGCGUUCGGCCUGUCGGCGUUGCCUCCGGAGUUGCUCCUCCUCGUGUUGCGGCUGCUGGACGUGGUGUCGGUGGUGCGCCUGUCGGCCGUGUGCCGACACCUGAACGCCGCCGCCGCCGACGCCGCGCUCUGGAGACAUCUGGUGCGACGCGACUUCAGCGAUCACAAAUGGCAGGGAGAGACCAACUGGAAAGAGCUGUACAAAAGUUUCUACAAGUUCCGGCACAAGCGAGGCUGCGCGGAGCGGCCGUGCUCCCUCCCCCCUUUCAUCCAUCGCCCCGUCUUCGGCCCCGCUCCCUACCCGCCCGUCCCCGGCAUCCUCGGCGGAGGCUACGACCGACGACCGCCGGCUUUACCCGCGCCCCGCUACGACCCCGUGGGCCCGCUGACGCACGGCGAGCGGCGGCGGCGCAGCGACCCCCGACCCCCAGCCGGGGGGGGCGCUCGGCCGGGGGACGUCCGUAGAGGCUUCAUCUGAGGAGGCGGACCGGACGUCUCCUCCUCCGGGAAGCCGAACGCCGUGUUGGCGUCGGAGUCAAAUUUCAGGAGAAAUGCACUGAAGGUGAAAACCUACAUAUUCGCACUCUACAUUUUCAAAUUUAGACAAAUGCGUAUAUAUAUAUAUUUUUUUGUUGUUGUUGUUGUUGGAGCCUUUGGCAUUUUGUGAAAAACGACUGAUUGCGUUCUCAGAAGAGUGCGACUCCACCUUGUGGCGUCUAACAGCAAUCACGGGAGCCUUUUCCAGAGUUGGCAAAUUCAGCCGUUCUCGUUUUGACGCUCAUUGGACUCCUUUUGUUUAUAAGACGUGUGCUUUUUUUAUUUUCUAUUUUUGAAUCCAAACGUGACUUUAUUAAAGCCAAUUGUUGUGAAGUGAA